Molecule: messenger RNA, 1326 nt
Organism: Balaenoptera acutorostrata (minke whale)
Lineage: Eukaryota; Metazoa; Chordata; Mammalia; Artiodactyla; Balaenopteridae
Gene: MED7
Product: mediator complex subunit 7
Exons: 2
Coding region: 240-941 (233 amino acids)
Biological process (GO): regulation of transcription by RNA polymerase II
Cellular component (GO): mediator complex
Molecular function (GO): transcription coregulator activity
Source: RefSeq, a predicted model, not a curated record
GGGAAUUGGGGGAGGCGUGGUGCAGGGUACGCUCGCCCGCUUUCCUUUCCCGCGUCCCUCGGGGAGCGCGGCCUCCCCGCCGCUCGCGGAGCCCCGGGGUGAACCGCUCGGCGGAAGGUGCCUUCCUUGCGGCGGGCUCUGAGCUUCCUUCGAGUGGGGAGGCCGAGCCCGGCCGGAGGUUGGCAGACCUCAGUUCUAGUCCCUCGCGGCUGGUUUGUUAAGGUUCUUGAUCUUCCACAAUGGGUGAGCCACAGCAAGUAAGCGCCCUCCCACCCCCUCCGAUGCAGUACAUCAAGGAGUAUACAGAUGAAAAUAUUCAGGAAGGCCUCGCUCCCAAGCCUCCACCUCCAAUAAAGGACAGUUAUAUGAUGUUCGGCAACCAGUUCCAGUGUGAUGAUCUUAUCAUCCGCCCUUUAGAAAGUCAGGGUAUCGAACGGCUUCAUCCUAUGCAGUUUGAUCACAAGAAAGAACUGAGAAAACUCAAUAUGUCUAUCCUUAUUAAUUUCUUAGACCUCUUAGAUAUCUUGAUAAGGAGCCCUGGGAGUAUAAAACGAGAAGAGAAGCUAGAAGAUCUUAAGCUGCUUUUUGUACAUGUGCAUCAUCUCAUAAAUGAAUACCGACCCCACCAAGCAAGAGAGACCUUGAGAGUCAUGAUGGAGGUGCAGAAACGUCAACGCCUUGAGACAGCUGAGAGAUUUCAAAAGCAUCUGGAACGAGUCAUUGAGAUGAUUCAGAAUUGCUUGGCUUCUUUGCCUGAUGAUUUGCCCCAUUCGGAAACAGGGCUGAGAGUAAAAACUGAACCAAUGGAUGCUGAUGAUAGCAACAAUUGUGCUGGACAGGAUGAACAACAAAGAGCAAAUUCAGGUCAUAGGAGAGAUCAGAUUAUAGAGAAAGAUGCUGCUUUGUGUGUCCUAAUUGACGAAAUGAAUGAAAGACCGUGAAGGAUGUUCCUUUUUUUCUUUUUUUUUUUCGUUUCAGUAAAUAGCAUAUAUAUUAGUUAAUUCACUUUUAGAGAGUCUCAAAAGAGAUAGCGCUAGAAGUCUUGCAAGCAGCUUGACUCUCCAACUUUCUCAGUUGUUAGACGUCACAGGCAGUUUAUGGCAUUUCACUUUAUGGCAAGCCUAGGUAAAUGAGUGUGCCUACAUUGCGUAAUCACCUUCAAAAGCAGUGUUUGCCGCUAGUGUGUGGAACAUCCCUGUUUUCGGAGUUACAGUAAACUUUGAAGAUAUCCUCAGUAGUAGUAGGUUUUCAUCCCUGAAAAGUAGAUUUGUCAUUUGCUUUAAGAAUGAUAGAUAAUAAAGGAUAUCAAACUUUAUAAAUAUGAAA